Owenia fusiformis is the source of this 752-nucleotide messenger RNA. The record is from the annotation of a GenBank genome assembly. Lineage: Eukaryota; Metazoa; Annelida; Polychaeta; Sabellida; Oweniidae.
AAACCUGAAAGCGGAGGUAGGUACUAGUAUAUGAUAAACAAUGUGUACUACAUACUAAAGGAAAACCACUCUGCAGUACACUUAUCAAAAUGCCAAAAUACAGACUUGUCUACUUUAAUGCGAGGGGGAGGGCCGAAACCCCUAGGAUACUAUUUGCACUUGCGGGUGAAGAGUACGAAGACGUCAGGCUCUUUCCAGAUCUACCAUGGCCAAGUCAGGAAGGGAAGGACAAAUGGCUGGAAACUAAAUCAGAAUUAGGCCUGCCAUUCGGCCAAGUACCUGUUCUGGAUGUGGAUGGGAAAAGAUUAUGUCAAAGUAACGUCAUUGCCAAAUAUUUAGCAAGGCAAUUUGGGUAUGCCGGCAAAGGUGAUUGGGAAGAAGCCAGAGCAGAAAUGAUAUCUGCCUGCGUGUACGACGCAUUCGAAAAAGGGAGACCGUGUUUUAUGGAACAAGAUCCGAUUAAAAAGGCUGAGCUACUGGAAAAGUUUUUGAAAGAUUCCAAAGAAAUGAUGGACAAUUUUAGACAGAUCCUGGAAGAGAAUGACGGGGGAUCAGGAUUCUUCGUUGGGGACGGGAUCACAUGGGCAGACAUUAACUUUGCUGUGAGGAUUGAUCAAAUUUUCGACAGAAUUGGAGAAAAUGCAGACACAUUCUUGAAGGAUUGGCCGAAACUGCUUGCACUUAAACAGCGCGUGGAAAAAUAUCCGAAAAUUGCCGAGUGGAUUGAGAAAAGACCAAAGACAACGUGGUGA